This is a messenger RNA of Anopheles marshallii, 2079 nucleotides long. RefSeq names its product alpha-1,6-mannosyl-glycoprotein 2-beta-N-acetylglucosaminyltransferase (gene Mgat2). The record is from RefSeq and is a predicted model, not a curated record. The coding region runs from base 1 to 2079 and encodes 692 amino acids. The transcript is spliced from 11 exons. Gene Ontology annotation, cellular component: Golgi membrane; Golgi stack. NCBI's taxonomy places the organism in Eukaryota, Metazoa, Arthropoda, Insecta, Diptera, Culicidae. Gene Ontology annotation, molecular function: alpha-1,6-mannosylglycoprotein 2-beta-N-acetylglucosaminyltransferase activity. Gene Ontology annotation, biological process: protein N-linked glycosylation; oligosaccharide biosynthetic process.
AUGAGAGGUCGACGAAUACCAAUCGCACUACCGAACACUGGCGCACUGUCCCGUAGAAGACACACGCUGUACAUUCGAUCCGCCAUAAUUGUAUUCAUCCUGUUUGCGUUCCUGCAGUUUCAUGUGAUAAACUAUGACUCCUCCGAUAGCGGAUCUAGCGACAGUACCAACUAUUCCACGGCAGCGAUCCUGCAAAUGGUGCCGCCGGUAUUUCACAAGUAUUUGACCGGAAAACCUCGCAACUCCACACAUGGUCAAAAUGGUACACACUUUGGGGGAGAGGGGCCCCGGACGGCCAACAUCAGCGACAUCCUUCGCAUGAUACACCGCUACAAUGACCUGCAGACUGUUCUCAACGAGGACAUCUACGGUCCGUUACAAAAUGAUUCUGUGAUAAUAGUAGUGCAGGUACACAAAAGGAUAACAUACUUACGGCAUUUAAUUGUAAGCUUGGCCCAAGCGAGAGAUAUUUCGCGCACUUUGCUCGUCUUCUCACACGACCACUACGACGACGAUAUCAACGAUCUGGUACAGAGUAUAGACUUUUGUAAGGUAAUGCAGAUUUUCUAUCCGUUCUCCAUACAAACGCACCCGAACGAGUUCCCCGGUGCCGACCCCGGCGACUGCCCGAGGGAUAUUAAAAAAGAACAGGCGCUGCUGCGGAAGUGCAACAAUGCACUGCAUCCCGAUCUGUACGGGCACUACCGGGAGGCGAAAUUCACACAAACCAAACACCACUGGUGGUGGAAGGCGAACCGUGUGUUUGACCAGCUGGAAGUGACCAAGUACCAUACGGGGAUGGUAGUAUUUCUCGAGGAGGAUCACUAUGUAGCCGAGGACUUUCUCUACAUCCUCGAGCUAAUGUUCCGGAAAUCGCAGGACCUGUGUCCGAAGUGUAACAUCCUAUCGCUAGGCACAUAUCUGAAAACUUUCAACUACUACACGUACAACAAGAAGCGUGCCCAGCUGAACGGCUGGUAUCCGAGAAAGGUAGCAAAAGUGGGAACUGUCUGGGAAGGGCAACAGUCAAUUCUAUUGCACGGUACGAAUACCGAUCGAGGAUCGUCCGGCUCCUUUUCGAGCGCCUACAGUGUGCUUAGUAGAAGUCAGUUGAAAGACGCAGAACGCCGAAUUCGGGCAACGGUCGAUGUCGGUGCGCUGCUAGAUCGAAAUCACAACUUCCAAUCGGAUUCGACGGGAUCGAUUCUUGGCACAUUAGAUGCAUUGCGGAUGCCCACUAGCCGCCGGUCACCGCCCGAUCUGCCUGCUUGGUUCGAUCGGCCACAAGACGCACUGACUGGACAGACACACCACAGCAACAUUUUUGCAAACAAUGAACGUAACGGUUUUCUGAAUCAUCCUUCCAAUUCAAAACCACAACCGGUACCCGACAACGUCUGGCAACAACGGCGUCCGCUGCAGCAUCAGCAACAGCAGAAGCUGCUCCAACAGCAACGCCAAUUGCAGCAGCAACAGCAGCUGAUGCUACAGAAGCAACGACAGCAGCAGCAGGAACGGCAGCAGCAAGAGCAACAGUCGCAACAGCAAUCGCUUCAGACGCAGGUCACCACGGAAAAGUAUGCGUCACAGUCGCAGUGGGGCUACCAGGUGCUACCAACCCUGUACUCGAUCUAUCAGAAGGUUGAGGUGACGCCCUGGAUAAGCAGCAAGCACAACAUGGGCAUGGCGUUUAAUCGUACCACCUGGUACGAUAUAGUACGCUGUGCGCGUCAUUUUUGCGAGUAUGAUGACUACAACUGGGACUGGUCAUUGCAGCACGUUUCGCAACAAUGCCUAAAACAAAAGCUGCACGUGAUGGUGGUGAAAGGACCGAGAGUUUUCCACAUCGGCGAAUGUGGAGUACAUCAUAAAAAGAGUAACUGCGAAUCGAAUCAGGUGAUCUCGAAGGUGCAGCAGGUCCUGAAGGUGGCGCGUGGCUCCCAGCAGCUGUUCCCCCGUUCGAUAUCACUCACACAGACCAGUGUGAUAAAGAAAACGAAGCUGCGCAAAGGUAAUGGUGGAUGGGGCGAUCAGCGAGAUCAUCAGCUGUGCUUCAACAUGACGCUCGUUGGGCGGUAA